UCUAUGUAACUAUCUAUUUAAUGCGUGAUUGCUUGAGGUACAGUUUUCUUCGCUAUAGGUACAGUUUAGUACAGUUUGGGUACAGUUAUUUGGUGCAAAUGUUGUGACGAUUCAGACAUCUCUCACGCCAUCCUGACGGACACGUCGCAUCGCCGUCGCGCGACCAUCGCGCGACCGUCGCCCACGCAAGCCACGGCGUAAUACUAAGUUCUCGCGCUUUAAAACUGCAGCGAUUGCAUUGCUUUCCACACCUGUCCUGCCGCCGUGGCAGCGAGAGAUAACCUGAAAGCUUGCACGGUAAAGCUGCCAUCUUGUAUGCCAGUAAUUGAGUCCCAGGUGAUUGAACAAGUGUCGAGCAACGAAUGCGGGCGCGAUGAUAGUGGGAACGCAAAGGUGUGCUGCGCUGAGCUAACAGCUGGAGUGGAGAAAGCACUAGCGUCUGUUGACCAUCCAAACCUUUCCUUGUUACCGGACAACUGCGGAGUUGGAGAAGACGACGAGUUUGCAAAUCGAGUAGCAGGUGGAGUCCCUGUUUUAGGAAUCUACGACUAUCCAUGGAUGAUCUUCAUUUCUUACCAGACUCAGGCAGGACCCCAAUUCCUGUGCGGUGGCAGUCUGAUAAACAACCGCUACGUGUUGACUGCGGCCCACUGUCUCUCCCGUAAGGAAGCACUCACUGUGAGGGUACGGGAAUACGAUGUUGAAACUAAAGGGCCUCCCGAUAUACCUAUAGAAGAGGCUAUUCCGCAUCCUGGAUACCGCCGUCGACCUGUCAUUACAGAUGACAUUGGACUCCUGAGACUGAAAAAUCCUGUGAUCUUAUAUUCCGGAAACGCUGGCACAAUUUGCCUGCCAGUAACUCGCGACCUGCAGAACCGGGACAUAGUCGCACAGGGCGCCACCAUCGCCCAAAGAAAAAGGAAAGCUGACGAAAAUUACGAAUCGACCAGGCUGCUAUAUGCCGAUGUAACCAUCUAUAGUGCUGAGUAUUGCCGGGAACAAUACAAUAAAAGCAGAAAGCAUGGCGAAGAGGACAAGAUGAUCAAUAAGAUCUGCUCCGACUCAAACCUGAAGGGGGCUUGUCGCGGGGUCUCCGGAGGCCCCUUGAUGGUGUGGGGCCCCUUUGGGGACCGAAAUCGCUUCAUACAAUACGGUCUCGUGUCGUAUGGACCAAAUGGAUGCGGGACCCUAUUGCCUGAAGUUUACACUGAGGUUUCUAAAUAUAUGAUGUGGAUUUUGGAUACAAUACGACCUUGAAUAUUUAAAACUAGGUUGUUAUAAUAAGGUAAUUAACUACUAUUUGUUUAGUAAGUAAAUGUUUUGCUUUGAAAUAUUAACUGUAACUACCUUUUUUAUUAUCUGACCCUACUUGUACAGUCGACUACAAAGAGAUGUAUCCACUUUUUCACCUUAUUGCUUUGUAAUUAGGGAUUGCAAUCCGGUCCGGCGUGUGGUGAAAACAUGCAAAAAAGGCACUAUUUGGGUACUU
Molecule: messenger RNA, 1489 nt
Organism: Leguminivora glycinivorella
Lineage: Eukaryota; Metazoa; Arthropoda; Insecta; Lepidoptera; Tortricidae
Product: CLIP domain-containing serine protease HP8-like
Exons: 8
Coding region: 316-1257 (313 amino acids)
Biological process (GO): proteolysis
Molecular function (GO): serine-type endopeptidase activity
Source: RefSeq, a predicted model, not a curated record